Messenger RNA from Sodiomyces alkalinus F11, 1993 nucleotides. RefSeq names its product DUF1479-domain-containing protein. The transcript is spliced from 2 exons. Lineage: Eukaryota; Fungi; Ascomycota; Sordariomycetes; Glomerellales; Plectosphaerellaceae. The record is from RefSeq and is a predicted model, not a curated record. Bases 311 to 1837 code for a protein of 508 amino acids.
GUGGGGCAGAGCUAAGCGGACAUGUCCCUUUUAGGGAAAUUCCGUCCAGCUCUUAGUGGAAGUCCGCGCUAUAGGGAUUUCCGUAACAGGCAAAGGACGACGUGCGGCGUGUCGGGGACGCAGCUGCGGGCUCCUACGAAGCACAACAUUGUCGAAGGGGGGAGCUCAGCCGCCGGCUUACGGGCCAGCGUCACACGUAUAUUAACAGCAGAUUUGGAUGGUCCGAGUCCUCUACCGGGCAAAAGGAUAGCUUCCAUGGUAUCCGAUCGCAUCGCAUCGACACCCAAUACCUAUCCGGAUCUCCGCCACCAUGCUCUCGACAACAAGAACCACAAGCUUAAAGUUGCGGCCACGCUCUCUCUGGCCUGCUGUCUCCCAGUGUCAGCAUCUCUUUUUGACAGGGCGGACGGUAACAGAAUGCAAAAAAGACGGUGAUAUCUCCUCCGUAUUCCGAUCGCUUUCCGGAGGCAGCCAUGCGGAAUCCCUUCCCCCCCGAUUUGCGGACGUGAAGCGAAGUCUUCUGGCCCGGGCACAAAACAGAGAUGUCUUGUACGCCAGCUGGAACCGCCUUCUGCAGCGCCUUCAGGAGGACAUUAGGAUCAUCCGAGAUAAGCGGCCGACCAUUAUCCCUGAAAUUCAAUUUUCAGACCUCGACAAACCUUCAUCGGACUUCAGCAAGGCCUUCAAGAAACGCGGCGUCGCCGUGAUACGCAACGUUGUGCCGGAAAAGGAGGCCCGAUCCUACAAGGAGGACGCCGAGAAAUAUAUUGCUGCCAACCCAUCUACCAGAGCGUUCCCCCCUCACGAUCCGCAAGUCUUUGAGCUAUACUGGUCCCGCCCGCAGCUCACAGCACGAGCGCACCCGAACAUGAUCAAGACGCAGAGGUUCCUCAUGUCAUACUACCAAUCCUCAAACCCGGACGCCGAAUGCUCGACACAAAAUCCCCUUAUGUAUGCCGACCGUCUCCGAAUCCGCCAGCCGGGUGACGCCGGCUUUGCUCUCGGCCCGCAUGUCGACGGAGGCAGCGUCGAGCGCUGGGAACCUGAAGGCUAUGGCCGGGGCCGCGUCUACGAUAAGAUCUUCGACGGAGCCUGGGAGGACUUCGACCCCUGGGAGCUGAGCACCCGCCUCGACGCCGUCUCGGACCUCUACCAGGGCGCCGGUGCCUGCUCUAUGUUCCGCAUGUUUCAGGGCUGGCUCAGCAUGUCCUAUACCGGGCCUCACGAGGGCACCCUUCUCGUUAACCCGCUCUUUAACCUCACCACCGCCUAUUAUCUCCUUCGACCCUUCUUUACCCCGAAGCAUAGCCCUCCCGCCACCUCCUUCUCCCCCGAAUUUCUCGACCCCCAUAACUGGACCCUCGAAAACCCUAUAACGCCGGACCUUCAGGGCAGCUCCCCGGGCCACUGCCAGGAGCUGCGGCCUCGCUGGCACCCGCACCUCGACCUGCCUAACACGAUGGUGCACGUUCCCCGUAUCGCACCCGGCGACUACGUCGCCUGGCAUUGCGACACGAUUCACGCCGUCGACGCCUUGCAUCGUGGUAAACGCGAUUCCAGCGUCAUGUACAUCCCCGCUUGCCCGACAACCCGGGCAAACCUCGAUUACGUGGUGCGUCAGCGCCGCUGCUUCGAGCAGGGCAUCCCUGCGCCGGACUUCCCCGGUGGUAAGGGCGAGAGCGAGCAUGUUGGUCGUCCUGGAAUCCAGGAACUGAAAGAUAUUUCCGAAGUCGACGGUCUACGGGGAGCUGGCUACGCGCCGUUCGAUGUCGUGACUGCGACAUCUCGAGGAGAAGCUGCGGUUCUUGCGUAUGGGAGCAAGCUGUUGGGAUUCUGAAUUUUAUAUAUUCGUUGAAGGGGAGUUUUGUCUUUGCAUCAAGGAAGGCUACGAGUAGUAGGUGGUGGAUGGCCAUAGAACCCAUGUAAUGUAAGCCGUGAUGACAGAACAGGCCUAAUAGUUAGGAUCCUCGUGGUAAUAUGUCGGCCAGCCGCG